CCACUGAUGCCAAAGAGACCAAAAUUUGACUACCUCUAGAUCUAAUAAUCUUUCAAACGGUAUUUUUCACUGGAAAGUGAACAGUUGGAAGAAUAUAUUUUUUGAGCGCAAGGACACAUUUGUCAUCUGAAAGCAAGACUGGUGUAGAUCUGUGCUCCAGCACAAUUCUCAAAACAAUCACAUGAAAUUUUUAAAAAAGUGAAAUGUAUUGGAAGUUCAUAUAAGGAUGUAGCGUUGCUUCAAAGGGCGCAGUAACUUUGCUGGCGUUUGCUGCAUCUAAAGAAGAGUCUGGCAGGUGGUCACCGUCCCUGUGCUGAAAGAAAGGUCACCCAGCCCCUAAAUCGCCAAACUACUUGGGGAAGGGGAAAAAACCUCCCCCAAAACUGUCAAAAUAACAAACAAUCCUGUGGGGGUGGAAUCAACAGCGCCCCCUAUCGGGUCUAGUAAACAACGUCAGCUGUGUGGUUUUCUAAGGGUUAAGGAGAACUGAACUGGCUUCCUAGAGAGCAAGGAACUUGGAGAGAAGGGAAGGGAGCGGAGUCCUCCAGGGCAAUACAUGCCCCCACUCCAUAGUCCUUCCUGCCUGGCUUUGGACGUGGGGGUGGGAGAUCAUCUGGGAUUUGGUAAGUCGACCCCCACUCUAUUUUGUGCAUUUGGGGGGAGGGUGCAGCUGAUCCAUCCAGGGGACCCCCAAGCCCUCAAAUCAGGGAGCGCAGAUUCCCGCCCUGCAAAGCCAAAUUUUGAAACGUUGGGAGAGGCUGCAAAGCAGGUCCGAAACAUUUAGCUGACCUAAGCAGAAUGCAUUUUCAAUUGCUCCCUGUUGGUGAGGACCAGAUCCAAGACAGACGGUUCCCUUGUUUCUGCUUCCAGGAUCUGGGAAAUAGGAUUGUCUGCAUGGCAACGAACCUUUAAUAAUAAUAAUAAUAAUAAUAAUAAUAAUAAUAAUAAUAAUAAUUUAUUUGUACUCCGCCCAUCUGACUGGAUUUCCCCAGCCACUCUGGGCGGCUUCCAACAAAGAUUAAAAAUACAUUAAAAUUUCACACAUUAAAAACUUCCCUGAACAGGGCUGCCUUCAUAUGUCGUCUUCUAAAUGUCAGGCAGUUGUUUUUCUCUUUGACAUCUGGUGGGAGGGCGUUCCACAGGGCGGGCGCCACUACCGAGAAGGCCCUCUGCCUGGUUCCCUGUAGCUUUGCUUCUCGCAAUGAGGGAACCGCCAGAAGGCCCUCGGAGCUGGACCUCAGCGUCCGGGCAGAACGAUGGGGGUGGAGACGCUCCUUCAGGUAUACUGGGCCGAGGCCGUUUAGGGCUUUAAAGGUCAACACCAACACUUUGAAUUGUGCUUGGAAACGUACUGGGAGCCAAUGUAAGUCUUUCAAGACUGGUGUUAUGUGGUCUCGGUGGCCGCCCCCAGUCACCAGUCUAGCUGCCGCAUUCUGGAUUAGUUGUAGUUUCCGGGUCACCUUCAAAGGUAGCCCCACGUAGAGCGCAUUGCAGUAGUUCAAGCGGGAGAUAACUAGAGCAUGCACCACUCUGGGGAGACAGUCUGCGAGCAGGUAGGGUCUCAGCCUGCAUACCAGAUGGAGCUGGUAGACAGCUGCCCUGGAUACAGAAUUGACCUGCGCCUCCAUGGACAGCUGUGAGUCCAAAAUGACUUCCAGGCUGCGCACCUGUCCUUCAUUCUUAGCACAGGCUGAGUUCCAAGAGGUAUCAGGGGUAAGGAGUUAUUUAGCACCCACCCACGAAUUACUCCAUAAAGGUGCUUGCAGAAAGCAGCUUCUUCCUGAUCUCAGGCCAGCAGGAAAUUGGCAUUUUUGUUUCUAGGAUGAAAUGUGCACUAAAUGAGAGGAGGAGGAGACUGCAGCUCUUUAGGACCUCAAAGGAAUCCUAAGUAUUAGCUAGUUUCCAAAUGCAGCUGCAGCUUCCUUCAUAAUUUCAAUACACAGGGAGGCAGGGAGGAACCAAACUAACACCUCUGACAUUUCAGUGCUCAGGUGAAAUCAUCUCACAGGCUGAGGAAGAGGCUGCAAGUCUCACAUGGAAGAAUGCUGGGGCUCAGUAGUGGUCCGUGGCCCAUAGUUUGAGAGCUGCUGGCUCCUGCCAACCUAGCUGUUCAAAAGCACGGCAGUGCAAGUAAAUAAACAGGUACCGCUGUGGUGGGAAGAUUAGGUGGCGUUUCCAUGUGCUCUGGUUUCCGUCACGGUGUCCCGUUGCACCAGAAGCGGUUUAGUCACACUGGCCACAUGACCCAGAAAGCUGUCUGUGAACAAACACCAGCUCCCUCGGCCUGAAAGUGGAGAUGAGCACCACAACCCCAUAGUUGAAUUUGACCGGACAUUAUUAUUAUUAUUAUUAUUAUUAUUAUUAUUAAUACACCGCCCAUCUGGCUGGGCUUCCCCAGCCACUCUGGGCAGUUUCCAACAAAAUAUUAAAAUACAGUAAUGCAUCAAACAUUAAAAGCUUCCCUAAACAGGGCUGCCUUCAGAUGUCUUCUAAAAGUCUGGUAGUUAUUGUUCUCUUUGACAUCUGGCGGGCAUUCCACAGGGCGGGUGCCACUACCAAGAAGGCCCUCUGCCUGGUUCCCUGUGACUUGGCUUGUCGCAAUGAGGGAACUGCCAGAAGGCCCUCGGCGCUGGACCUCAGUGUCUGGGCAGAACGAUGGGGGUGGAGACGCUCCUUCAGGUGUACUGGACUGAGGCCUUAACCCUCCAAGUCUCCUUUACCUUUUUUUUUUUUUUUAAACUAUUGAGACCCAUCCACCUUUGCUCAGGGAACAUUUUUCCUAUUCUGACAAUGAAGCAAUUUUACAGAAGAACAAUGUCUUGGCCUUCUAGGACUUGCUAGCACCUCUCAUUAGGACAGACAGAAAUUGGCAGAAGAGCAAAGGAGUUCCUGUGAACCUCUUGGAAACUUCCUGGGAGCACCGAUGGAGAAGGAAGAUUCCAGAGGACUUGAAGCAGGAAGUGGCCGGGAUGCCAUCGAGACUGGGAGCAGUAGAGGAUUCUGGGAGAACACAGGGAGGAAGGACACCCUCAUCUCAUAUGUUCAGCCCCAGUGUUUCAGGCAUUUCCUUUACCAGGAGGCCAAAGGGCCUCGGGAGGUUUGCAGCCAACUCCACCGUCUUUGCCAUCAGUGGCUAAAGCCAAACCAACACACAAAGAAGGAGAUCCUGGACCUGGUGAUCCUGGAGCAGUUUCUGACUGUUCUUCCACAAGAGAUGGAGAGCUGGGUGAGGGAAUGUGGAGCGGAGACCAGCUCCCAGGCGGUGGCCCUGGUGGAAGGUUUCCUCCUGAGCCAGGCAGAGGAGAAAAAGGAGGAAAACUGGCAGGUGAGUGCUCCAAUCUAGAAAGCACCAAGAACUUCAAAUGUGAUGGAGGGUACCUCAAAAUUUGCUAGUAAUUGCAACAUUUUUUGAAAGCUUCCAAGGAAGGAUAUACAAUAAUCCUUGAGGUUUCUGCUUCUUGUAAUGCCUUUUCUAAUUUUUCUCCCCAUUCCAUGUUUUGAAUUUUUAUUGCCGUUCCAGGGGAAGGUUCUGUUUGCAGAGAUGAGCACUGAUUUCUCUGAUAAUGAGAGGACUCCACCAGACACCAGAAAGCACCCACUGGGUAAGCAUUGCAGAAAUAGAUCCCAGUUUGCCUUCCUUGUUUAAUUGCAAAAUACUUCCAUGGGCUCCUUUAGUGUUUGGAGCAGAAGGUACUUCUCUCCAGCCUUUUCCAUAGCUCAAAACAACAUUUCCCUGUUUUUAAAUGUGGGGACAUGCAAGCUGAGUUACGGACAAAAGCCCAAAGCGGGAGAGAUGCAGUUCCACACUCCUGAAAUAUAAAAUUGGAAUAAAAAACUCAACAGAUGAGACUAUUUCUAAAGCCUGUUUGUAGUUAGACAUGCAGUGCUUAACCUCUGAGACAAGCUUUCCAUCAACUUUGUAUUUCACAGGUGAUGGGAUGAUGCUGGGAAGAUCUCUUCAGCCAUAUUCUCUUCACGGAGGAGGGGAAUCAGCUUCUGUGGUACCAGAUCAGGUAGUGGAGCAAAUCAGUGGGGGGAGAGAGGCUGGGGGCAGCCAGAUUGCUUCCGUCCUCUCCUCUCUGAGCCAGAAUCAAUUCACUUUCCUUAUUUGAAAUGUGACCUGAACAAAAGCUUUGAAGACCACUCAAGGAAACUUUAAAUCCUGAGAAUAAGGAACAGCUACCACGCGGCUGGUGCUGUGGUGUAAACCACAGAGCCUAGGGCUUGCCGAUCAGGAGGUCGGCAGUUCGAAUCCCCGCAACGGGGUGAGCUCCCCUUGCUUGGUCCCUGCUCCUGCCAACCUAGCAGUUCGAAAGCACAGCAAAGUGCAAGUAGAUAAAUAGCUACCGCUCUGUCUGGAAGGUAAACGGUGUUUCCGUGAACUGCUCUGGUUCGCCAGAAGCAGCUUAGUCAUGCUGGCCACAUGACCCGGAAGCUGUAUGCCAGCUCCCUCGGCCAGUAAAGCGAGAUGAGCGCCACAACCCCAGAGUCAUCCGCGACUGGAGCUAACGGUCAGGGGUCCCUUUACCUUUACCUCGCCUUAACUAUCCUUUUAGAUGCAGCCAGAAUUGUUUCUUAGUAGUAGCAGUGCUACGUAUGAAUUUAAAUAGCACUUAAUGCUAAGGUAAGCUUCUAAACAGCUGACAAAGUAGAAAAAGCAGUUACAGAAAUGAAACAAUUCCAUUGAAACAUUAAAAUAAACACCCAUAAUUAAAUUGUACCAAAAAAAAUUAUGCCAUUAAAUUAAAGCAACACAACAGUUUAUAGACAAUGGACAACCUAGUAAUGAGCUGUCUCUGAGGAGCUAUCUCUAAGGUGUAAACAUUUCCUUUUUCUUUUAGAGUACAGCAUCCUUUGAGGAUGUGGCUGUGCAUUUCACAGAUGAGGAGUGGGUGCUGCUGGAUCCUGACCAGAGAGCUCUGCAUAAGGAAGUCAUGGAAGAGACCUGUGGCAUCAUGGGCUCUCUCAGUAAGGCUGUUCGUUUUGUCUCUCUUAUGAAAGUCAGAUGUUUAUAUGUGCAAUGAACCUACAACAUUGUGCUAGAAUUCAGCAACAGCACCUACAGCAUCUAGAUUCCUCCAGUUUCCCCCUUCUAAACAAUUAGCAAAGUAGUUUUGACUGCUCUAACCAUUGGUCAGUCUUGUCCAGUGUUGUCUCCUCUGGCUGACAGCAUCCCUCCAAAGUUCCAAGCCAGCACAUUGAACAGUUCCAUCUAAGAUCCAUUAGAUAAGCAAGAGGAACUGGAUCUGGCUGGUGAGGCGAAUAGUUCCCUGCCCUAUGCAUAAGCCAACUUUGACAGGUAGUCAUUCAUAUCUGUCUAUCAAUCUUCUGACGACAUUAUGACAUCAGGUGGCAAUUAGAAAGGGGGGAAUUCAAAGCCCCCUUAAAGGCCAGCUUUCAGUGCCAAUCAGUAUGGAAAAUCCUUUCACAUUUACCUGGGGGUUUCUAAAACACCCUAAUGCAGCUGAUCUUAGUUUGGGCAGAUCAGCUGAUCAGUGCAGAGAAGGGAGCUGUUGGGAUUCUGUCCGCGGCCCAGGAAAGCAUAAAGACAAGGGAAAGUUUCUUACCGUCCUUUUUUAUUUCAGUCUUUACAGAGAGGCUAUAGAACCCAGACAUUUAGAUAAUGGUGUUGUCCUGAGUGAAUCUCCACCUCCGUCUCUCCCACUUCCUCAUUCAUCACUUCUACGGGUGCUGCCACAUGCCCUCUGUCUUUGAGCUCUUUGCUCUCCUACUUUUAAGGCUCGCCGGGUUCUGGGAGAUGGUGGGUCUGGAAUGCUUUCUAAUGACAACAUGUCAGCUGGUAGUUGUUCCAGUUAUCCCAUGAUUUCCCAGCUUUUCCCCUCAUCUGCCUCUGAGCUGCUACCUCCCUCAAACCCCUGUUGCAAAUCUAUACUAUCUCCCUCUUCCUCCCCCCUGGAAGGGUCAGGAUGGGGAGGCGGUUUCCACCAUUCCCCCUCUGCCCAGUCCCUGACAGGAGCCUUACUUGUGAAGGAGCAGUCAGGAGUGCAUUUUAAGCAGCCAGCUGGUUGUGGGCAGUCACAUAUUUUCUUCUCUGCACUAGAAGUCAUAGCUCUGGAGCUAAAAGCCUCUCGGUCCACCUUAGAACCCCUGCCAGAAAGAUCUACCUCACAUCAAAGUCCCUUCAGUUCUUCCAUUUUUACAACUGUUCCUUGGCAUUGCUCAAUAAUUUGGAGCCCAAUUUCAUCCUAAGGCUGUAAUCAGUUUCUGUCUUCAUUGCAGAAGAUUACGAGUUGGAAACCAAGAAUAAAGGAGACUACAAUAAUGUCUACGCAGUGAGGGCGCAGAAUGUAAAUUUGGAGAGUGGAGAGAGAUUCAGCCAGAGGUCCCAACAAAAAACGGACAGUGGGAAGAAACAGUAUCAGUGCUUGGAAUGUGGAAAAAACUUUAGCAGGAAGUCAAAUCUUACUAGGCAUGAAAUAAUUCAUUCAGAAGAGAAACCGUAUAAAUGCUUUGACUGUGGUAAGAGCUUUAAAAGAAGCACAGACUUCCUUAAACAUCAAACAUUUCACACAGGGGUAAAACCUUAUCAGUGCUUGGAAUGCGGAAAGUGCUUAAGUCGAAACAACCGUCUCUCUUCCCAUCAAAGAAUUCAUACAGGGGAGAGACCAUAUCCAUGUUUGGAAUGUGGGAAGAGCUUCAGUAUGAGUGACAGCCUGACUACACAUCAAAGGAUUCAUACAGGGGAGAAACCAUAUCAGUGCUUGGAAUGUGGAAAGAGCUUCAAUUUAAAGCAUAAUCUCACUUCCCAUCAGACACUUCACACAGGGGAAAAGCCAUUUCAGUGCUUGGAUUGCGGAAAGAGCUUCUCUCGGAACGACCGUCUCACUUUCCAUCGAAGAAUUCAUACAGGGGAGAAACCCUAUCAGUGCUUGGAAUGUGGGAAGAGCUUCAGUUUAAAGGUAAAUCUCACUUCCCAUCAAACACUUCACACAGGGGAAAAACCAUAUCCAUGCUUGGAAUGUGGAAAGAGCUUCAGGUUGAAGCAAACUCUCGCUUCCCACCAGACGCUUCACACGGGGGAAAAGCCGUAUCAGUGCUUGGAAUGUGGGAAGAGCUUCAGGUUAAAGCAAAUUCUCACUUCCCAUCAAACGCUUCACACAGGGGAGAGACCAUUUCAGUGCUUGGAAUGCGGAAGCGCUUCAGCCGGAGCUACCAUCUCACGGCUCAUCAAAGAAUUCAUAACGGAGAGAAGCCAUAUCGGUGCUUGGAAUGUGGACGGAGCUUCAGUCAGAGGGCUUAUCUCACUUCCCAUCAAGCAAAGCAUGAUGGAAUCAAACUAUGAAAGGAAUAAAUGCUGGCAAGUCACAGGUCCGGACAGGGCUGUGUUGCAUGGUGUCCAUCUGAAUGUACAGGUGUGUCCAGCUCUCACAUAUGUCUCUGUACUUUUGGUGAUGAGUUCUGCUCUCCCCACAAAUAACCUCUACCAGCAAGGCUACAGCAUCUCUCUCAGUACUUCUUUUCGUCCAUUUCCAGCAAGGCAUGAAGAAGGGUAUUCCAUUGGAGCUUUGAGCUACCCAACCAAUGAAAAUCUGGGAUUUAAGUACAGUGGUACCUCGGGUUACAGAUGAUUCAGGUUACAGAUGCUUCAGGUUGCAGACACUUCAGGUUACAGACUCCGCUAACCCAGAAAUAGUACUUCGGGUUAAGAACUUUGCUUCAGGAUGAGAACAGAAAUUGUGUGGCGGCGGCGCAGCGGCAGCGGGAGGCCCCAUUAGCUAAAGUGGUGCGUCAGGUUAAGAACAGUUUCAGGUUAAGAACGGACCUCCAGAACUAAUUAAGUUCUUAACCUGAGGUACCACUGUACUAUUUUGGGCCAGUGUAUCCUUACGAGAAAGGGAGGGGGAUCUCCCUGCAUGAGAGAGGGUCAUAAUGCCUUUAUUUCAUUGUACCAUUGUUUCCUACAAGUCCCUCUAGGUUUACUAUUCUGUUCAUAUUUCUAAGUUUGAAGUUGAAAGGAGAUGCCCCUGGUUAGAAAUGACAGAAUGGUUAUCUUUCCUGUUUCCUGUAUUUUUCCUGUUUCUUGAGUUUUUCUUUGGAGAACGCUAAUAUUGACCCUGGAGAUCUCCAUUCUUUCUUUUGAUAGGAAAGAUACAGUGCUGUAUAGGGAAGCUUUUAAAUGUGUAACGUUUUAUUAUGCUUUAAAAUAUGUUGGAAGCCACCCAGAGUGGCUGGGGCAACCCAUCAGAUGGACGGGCUAUAAAUAAUAAAAUUAUUAUU
Podarcis lilfordi (Lilford's wall lizard) is the source of this 8238-nucleotide messenger RNA. The record is from the annotation of a GenBank genome assembly. Lineage: Eukaryota; Metazoa; Chordata; Lepidosauria; Squamata; Lacertidae.